AUGGGGACCAUAAUUAUUAAUCUUGAUAUUGUUCAUAUGAUGUACAAUGAUCCUAAAAAGAGAAAAAAGUUUGUGGAUGAAUUGAUGAAGUAUAAUGAUUUAUGCAAGUUACAUUGUACUAUUGAUUCAUCGGAUGAAGAUGAGAUUAUCAGGAGAUCAAAAAGAAAACAUGCAAAAACAGAAUAUAAUGAAUUUUUGAGCACUGAGAUGCGUAAGAUAACAUCUAUUAAUCCUGAUAUAAGUCAUACUGAUUCUUUCAAGAUGGCAGUCGAGGAGUGGAACAAUCGUAAACAAUUUUCAGAAGUUAAUUGUAUUAAUGCUUUAAUUGCAAAGUUGAGAACUGAGAAUACUGCGCUAACAAAUAAUAAUCCAAGGAUUGUUGUGGCAGAAAAACAAGCAAAUGAUAUAUUAAAUAAUCUCGGUAUCAAGAUAGAAAUGGAAGAUACGUUUGAGACCAAGAUGGGAAAGAUUGUUAAAGUGAGUGCAGAAGUAAAAGCUAUCAAAUCUUCCGAGGUAAUUCGUAUUACAUCAAUGAUUCGUGGUUUACAGAGGGAAAUUAAUUUUAUCGAUAAAAAGGUUAAUAAGAUAUUGACAAAUUUUGAAGAAAGUUAUUCGAUUGAUGAGACCUUGAGGUCAAAGAUAGAGAGAAUAGUUCGUAUUAGUAAGGAUGCAUCUUUUAUGGUGUAG
Acaulospora colombiana is the source of this 687-nucleotide messenger RNA. The record is from the annotation of a GenBank genome assembly. Lineage: Eukaryota; Fungi; Glomeromycota; Glomeromycetes; Diversisporales; Acaulosporaceae.